This is a messenger RNA of Arachis ipaensis, 1528 nucleotides long. Its product is annotated as B3 domain-containing transcription factor VRN1-like. The record is from RefSeq and is a predicted model, not a curated record. Gene Ontology annotation, molecular function: DNA binding. Lineage: Eukaryota; Viridiplantae; Streptophyta; Magnoliopsida; Fabales; Fabaceae.
UAGUUAAGUUGCAUUUAAACUCCUUUAAUAUUUUUCUUAUUUGUUCUCAUUUUCUUUCUUUCUUUCUUCCUUCCCAGAACUUUACAGCAGAGACUAUGAAUAUUUGCAUUGAUAUCUUAUAGACUUAUACUACCAUUUGCCGCUUCUCACCACUACCUAUCUCUCUCUUCCAUCCUCUCUCUCUCUCUCUCUCUAAAGAGAUGUAAACUUGUUUCUUGCUUCAAUCUUAUGCAUCCUAUUUUUCAAAAAAAAAAAAUAGAAAAUAGAAAAUAAACAUUUUCUAACAAGUUUUCAUUUACUCUCCUUCUUUUCCCCUUAGACUUAGGCAGAGAUAAAGUAGCUUUUGUAUCUUCGGUUUUUCAUGAAAUUAGAAAAGAAACAAAACACAUCCACAUAUAAUUAAUAGUACAAAUAUAUAUAUUUUGUAGACAGGAUCCCUUUCUUGUUUGUUUCUUUCUUUCUCUGUCAAUUGUGAUUGAGCAACAAUAUAUAAUAUUCUUAGUGUUUGAUAUAUAGACCCAGUUUCCAUAUCCAUGGCGAUUCAUCAACAACAUGAACCCACUAGUGUUGUCAGUUUCUUCAAGAUCAUUUGUCGUUGGCAUAUUCUAGAUGAGAAGAUUAAGCUUCCAAUGGAAUUCACAAACAAGUGUGGAUUGAAACUCCCAAAUCCAGUUAUUCUGAAAGUUGUAGAUGGCAACCAAAAGAAAGUGCAUUGGACCAAAAUUAAUGGUUCCAUUUGGUUUAUUGGGAAGGAAUGGAAAGAGUUUCUUGAGAACUACUCUGUCUCACACGGUCACCUUUUGUUGUUCAAAUAUUGUCUUGUGACUUCAUACUUUGGGGUCCAAAUAUUUGACAGCACCACUCUUGAAAUUAACUACCCUUACCAUGAACUCAACUAUGAUGAUUAUGAAGAUUAUUAUGAUGAAGAUGAUGAUGAUGAUGAUGAAGAUGUUGAUGAUGUUGUGAAGCUUCAAUAUGAUCAAUAUCAAUUGAAAGAUAAAAGUGAGAGUAUUGCGGAUGCUAUAAGAAGUGACAGACUAGAGAGAAAAGAUAGCAACCCCAGUUUCGAGGUUGUCAUGCCGGAUUCAUAUAUCAAUGGGGGAAGAUGCAUGGCCGUACCUUCUAAUUUUGCAAGGGAGUACAUGAAAGAAGGAGGAUACCUACUAAGAGUGGCGGAUGGGAGGACAUGGAAAGUGAUGUACAAGACUUGGAGUGGAGAUGGGAUGGCUUGCAAGAAGUACAAACUGCAAAAGGGUUGGGCCAAGUUUAGCCAAGGAAACAAGUUAGAGAAGAAUGAUGUCUGUGUCUUUGAGCUGGUUAAUAACAAUUGCAAUGGUAGUAGCUCCACCAUCAUACCAACCUUCAAUGUUCUAAUCCACCGUAACCACAUCGGUAGCAGCUAUUGAUGAUGCCUAAGCUAGUUUAUUAUGUAUGUAGUUUAAUUUGUUCUUCUCGUGUUAGUUGUGACUAGAUUGUGUGUUAUGACAUUAUAUAUGAUACUAUUAUUAUAAUGGUUUGGUGGUUUUUA